This is a messenger RNA of Penicillium brasilianum, 1623 nucleotides long. NCBI's taxonomy places the organism in Eukaryota, Fungi, Ascomycota, Eurotiomycetes, Eurotiales, Aspergillaceae. The record is from the annotation of a GenBank genome assembly.
AUUCUCGUGAACGGUCAAUCUGUUUUGUCUCAUUGUGCUCGUUGGAGAAACUACCACAAUGGAAAAACAGGAUCCGCCUCCCCCAGGGGGCACCGUGGACCUCGACAUGGUCAAGGCCCGACCUCACCUGGAUCCUCGUGAUGUGGACCUUGGUCAAGUGCUGGAAAUGCACACGACUCCGGAGAUGGAAAGGAAAGUCCUGUGGAAACUGGAUCUCUAUCUCAUUCCCCUGAUGGGAGUUUGUUACAUGCUUCAAUAUAUGGAUAAGUUGGCCCUGAGCCAGGCUACCUUGUUCAAUCUGACAGAAGACCUCCACCUCAAAGGCAAAGAAUACAACUGGGCGUCUGCAGUCUUUUACUUUGGAUAUUUCGCCUGGAGUUGGCCCAGCUCCUACCUGGUCGUUCGUCUCCCCCUCGGAAAAUACUUGGCUGCGGCGGUGUUUCUGUGGGGUGGCAUUCUCAUGUGCCAUGCCGCAUGCAAGUCUUUCAGUGGCCUGAUGGCAGCACGAUUCUUCCUGGGCGUGGGAGAGGCCUCGGUGGCCCCCGGCUUUGCCCUGAUCACUGGCAUGUUCUAUAAACGAGAGGAGCAGCCCGCCCGACAGGCUGCGUGGUUUAUCGGAAACUCUAUCGCAACCGUGAUUGGUGGCCUGGUCGCAUACGGAAUUGGGUUGAUCCAUAAUCACUCGGUGAACAGCUGGCAGCUCCUUUUCCUGGUGCUGGGCGCUAUUACCUCUGGAUAUGGAUUGAUUCUCUUCGUCUUCCUCCCCGACUCACCCGCCAAGGCGAUGUUCCUCAAAAAAACCGAGCAGUCCGUUGCGGUGCAGCGCACCCUGCAGAACAAGACUGGUGUGAUGGAUACCGGUAAAUUCCGAUGGGGUCAGGUCCUCAUGGCCAUCAAGGAUCCUCAGACUUGGUUCCUUGUUCUGUACACGUUAUGUGUCAACUUCUGCAACGGUGGCAUCACCAGUUUCUCCUCGAUCAUCAUCGCCGGGUUUGGGUUCUCGAACCUCAAGGCCCUCUUGAUCCAAAUGCCCAUCGGUGCUGCCCAACUCGUUUUCCUGCUUCUCACAUCUGGCUUUGCAACAUAUGUCAAACAAAGCCGAAUUUUCAUGAUGAUGCUGAAUGCGGUCGUUUCCAUGAUCGGCAUGAUUCUGAUCUGGAAACUCGAUAGCAAUGACCGUGCCGGCAGGAUGACCGGCCUUUGCUUGGGCGCAGUUUUUGCUGCUAACAUUCCUCUGUCACUGAGUCUGAUCAGUUCAAACGUGGCCGGCUUUACCAAAAAGAGUACUGUUAGUGCCUUGAUGUUCGUCGCCUACUGUGUGGGUAACAUCGUGGGCCCUCAGUUUUUUAUUCCUUCGGAGAAACCCGGAUACCCUACUGGUAUCAAGGCCGCCAUGUCUGGUUUGGUCCUGGGAAUCUUCUUUUUGAUCUGUCUCUACGUAUAUUACGCGUGGGAGAACCGUCGCCGAGACCAGUUGUACGGGUCCCCAAGGCAGUUGACCGAGGCAGAGGAACUGCAAGACGAGCUGUCCAACAAGACGGACGGUGAGAUUGAAAGCUUCAGAUAUCUCCUGUAAAGGAAUCCUGUAAUUAAAUAGUAUCUAUGAAUAUUGACCCUCAUGCC